UUUCUUUUCAUUUGAUUUUCUUUGAAUAGAUUAUAUCUCCGAUUACGAUUUAAUGGAAAUUUCUUCGAUUUCGUUUCCCUGUUCAGACGACGCUUCCUGGCCGAAUCUGUUGAGCUUCUUCCAGGAUUUCGACUUUGCUCCCCAGCCGGCGGUUAAGAAGCAGAGAAUGGAUAAUGAUUCUUACUAUGAUCAUUCCGAUUCGUCGGUGGAGGAGAUUCUGAACAAGUUUCUUCCGGCGGAUAGGGAGCCGCCGAGGACGGCGGCGGUGACGGCGGCGGAGGUGGAGGAGAUGAAGGGGAAUGGGAAGCGCGGUCGUGCGGAGUCUGUGGAUGUUGUUAGCACGUCGGAUGCCGGUGGGGGAGGGGGGCAGCAUCAGCGGCGGUUGUGGGUGAAGAACCGGUCGAAUGCGUGGUGGGAGCAGUGUAACGGCCCGGAUUUUCCGGAGGAGGAGUUUAAGAAGGCGUUUAGGAUGAGCAAAGCGACGUUCGAUAUGAUCUGCGAGGAGUUGGAGUCGGUGGUGACGAAGAAGGACACGAUGCUGCGGCAGGCGAUUCCGGUGCGGCAGAGGGUGGCCGUCUGCAUUUGGCGCCUCGCCACCGGGGAGCCGCUCCGGGAAGUGUCGAAGCGGUUCGGGCUGGGGAUCUCCACGUGUCACAAGCUCGUCCUCGAGGUCUCCACCGCCAUCCGAGGAGUCCUCAUGCCCAAAUUCCUCCAAUGGCCGGACGACUCCAAAAUCAACCAAACCAAACGCGACUUCCAAAUCCUCGCCGGAAUCCCCAACGUCGCCGGCGCAAUGUACACCACCCACAUCCCGAUAAUCGCGCCGAAAGCCUCGGUCGCCGCCUACUUCAACAAACGCCACACGGAGCGAAACCAGAAGACAUCCUACUCCGUCACGCUCCAAGGAGUCGUAGACUCCAAAGGAGUAUUCUCCGACGUCUGCAUCGGCUGGCCGGGAUCCAUGUCCGACGACAAGGUUCUAGAAAAAUCGGCGCUCUACCAGCGCGCAAGCCGCGGCCUGCUGAAAGACAUCUGGGUGGCCGGAAAUUCAGGGUAUCCGUUAACGGACUGGACUCUGGUGCCGUACACGCACCAAAAUCUGACCUGGACACAGCACGCCUUCAACGAGAAAGUCGGCGAGGUGGAGAAGGUGGCGAAGGAGGCGUUUAUGCGGCUGAAGGCGCGGUGGAGCUGCCUCCAGAAGAGGACGGAGGUGAAGCUGCAGGACCUGCCGGUGGUGCUGGGCGCCUGCUGCGUUUUGCAUAACAUUUGCGAAAUGCAAGGGGAAGAAUUGGACCCGGCGUUAAGGUUCGAUCUCUUCGACGACGAAAUGUCGCCGGAAAAUCCAGUCCGGUCGGCCACCGCAAUGCAGGCUAGAGAUCAAAUUGCCCACAAGCUCUUGCACCAACAUCACGCCGGCACCAAGUUUCUAUAGAAUCAACUUAAAAAAAAUAGUUAUGUUAGAAUUUACAAUACAAUUUUGUGUUUUCUAUAUAAAGGGCAAUACUGUAAUUUACCUAUGUGCAUUGGCAACUUGGCAAGUCAUGUUACAGAAUUAAUAAUAGUUAAUACAGGUUUAUUUCUCA
This is a messenger RNA of Ipomoea nil (Japanese morning glory), 1586 nucleotides long. Its product is annotated as putative nuclease HARBI1. Lineage: Eukaryota; Viridiplantae; Streptophyta; Magnoliopsida; Solanales; Convolvulaceae. Bases 53 to 1435 code for a protein of 460 amino acids. The record is from RefSeq and is a predicted model, not a curated record. The transcript has 3 exons.